This is a messenger RNA of Micropterus salmoides (largemouth bass), 1972 nucleotides long. RefSeq names its product MAP6 domain containing 1 (gene map6d1). The record is from RefSeq and is a predicted model, not a curated record. Gene Ontology annotation, molecular function: calmodulin binding; microtubule binding. Gene Ontology annotation, cellular component: microtubule; cis-Golgi network; Golgi-associated vesicle. The transcript has 3 exons. Gene Ontology annotation, biological process: regulation of microtubule cytoskeleton organization; microtubule cytoskeleton organization; cytoskeleton-dependent intracellular transport. Bases 473 to 1369 code for a protein of 298 amino acids. NCBI's taxonomy places the organism in Eukaryota, Metazoa, Chordata, Actinopteri, Centrarchiformes, Centrarchidae.
CACUACUGAGUUAAGGUAGCUACAGUAAUGUCAGUGUCUGCAGGUGGCGAAGCCAUAAAACUUCGCAGGGUCAAGCUUUUAAAUGCACAUGUGGCUGGGUGUAGGGGAGAAGUGAUAACGUUCCUUUGAUUUUGAAUCCAAUGAGGGCACUCGGGAUCUCCGGCUGGAGAUGCGGAGAAUAAUUUGACAUAGAUUCCUCUGCAUAGUGGAGGCACUAUCACAGACCACGUGAGGGGAAUAUUCAACGACGGUCCCCGGCAGACCGGCUCAUCUCUGCUGGCACUCCUCUGCUGCUGACAUGGACUCUUGGACACUGUAUUCUCUCAGCUUCCCACAAACGGACGCGGAGAGAGGGCGAUACUCUGUCUGAAUGUAACAUUUUGAUCUUUUUCUGUUGUUCUGUUCUUUUUGUGUUAGAUUUUUUCUUCUUCUCCUUUUUCUCUCCUCCGCAAGUCAAACAGUUAGAGGAGGUAUGGCUUGGCCGUGCAUCAGCAGAGUGUGCUGCCUGGCUCGCUUCUGGAACCAGCUCGACAAAUCGGACCUGUCCGUCCCGCUCACCAUCCAGAACUACUCGGACAUAGCCGAGCAGGAGGUGCGCUCCGUCACCAAACAGGUCUCCGCUUCGGAGCGCGCACCCGGGAAUAACUAUUCGACCCCGGACCCGCGUGCCGGCGGCUCCCCUCAGGGAGGAGGAUCUUUCAGGGCACGGAAGGAGCCCAGUUACAAGCCCCGGGAGGACUACCACCCGCCCGGAGUGCCUUUCCCCAAUGUUACCCAGUACAAGCAGGAUUUCAAACCCUGGCCCAUUCCCAGGAAGGAGAACUUCCCUUGGAUUAGUAACGGGGGCAGCAGGGCAGACAGUGUUUCGGACAGCCCGGUGAACAGUUACCACAGCCAGGCACAGCCGGGGGAGAGAGAAGAGAGGAGCAGGGCACAGAGGUGGGGGGAGCAGCAGGGGAUGGAGGAGAGAAAAACCAGCUCAUACAGGCAAGAGUACAGGCCGUGGACGGGGGCGAGACCAGCCAAAAGCGCGAGGAGAAAUCUUCCAACUCAAUACUCCAGCCCAGGGACAGAGGCCAACCAGGUCCCGCGUGAGACCAGCUACCAGGCUGCCUACAAUGGGGAGGGCCAAAGGUCCAUAGGGCUGCAUCAGGGGGAGCACAUCAUCCCGUCUGCCAGCACCAAUAUACAACCUGUUGCUGUCCCCCAGCCCAUCCCCACUUCCCUGCAGGCUGGCAGCUCACACAGUGUCCCGCCUGAGAGGGCCGAAUUAAGUGGAACAACCAAGGGAGAGGAACUGGUGAGGACCAAGCUCUCUCCGAACCCUUCUGCUGUCUUUCAAAGUGGAUCGAGGGUUUUCAACAUCUGACUCCAAUUUCCAGCCAUUCCGCUUUGAUCGGUUUUUGAGGGAUCAACAGGGCAAUGAUUUCAGUCCAUUCCACAACACAAGAAUCUAUGCAAGGGAAUGUAUUGUUGUGAAGCCGGUGGAGCUGCGGCGUCAGUAUCCCAAGUGGAGAAAGAUAGAUAGACAGACGCCCCUCCCUUUUACACUCCUUCCUUCCCCUGUUGCUAUGGAAACAAAUAUGCAUGUAACAAAAUAGUUUUAAAGCAAGCUUUUUUUGUUUCUUCGUUGUUGCAGUUACAGAUGCACAAGGAACUGGCUGCUCUGCGUGUUUGUGUGUGUGUGAGUUUGUGUGUGCACCUGCUGAUUUGUCCUAUUAUUGUACAUAGUGUUGAGUCUGCUCCAAUAAUGAAUGACUUGGUCGGUCGUUAUGUGUGUAUGCUAUGUUGCCCCUUGAUGUUGCUAGAAAUGCCUGAAAAUAAGUUAUUUAUUUCCUCAAUAUUCAGUUAGUUUGCUAUUUUGAGAAAGUAUUGUUCGGUCUAUUAUUUUGUAAAUCUAUUGUUAAAGAAAAAGAGCAAAUAUAUGAUGUAAUUGAGAUUACAAUAAAAGAAUUAGGUUCUUAACACUUUC